AUGGGCGUCGCCGUUCUAAAUCCCCAGGACUGUUUGAAACAAAAUUUCCCUCACAUGAAAUAUCCUCGUAAUCCUACCUCAUGCCCUAACAGGCAGAAAAAGCCGGUCACCAACCGCACGCGCCGGAGCCCUCCGCGCAAUCAGGCUUCCCGAUCUCCUCCCGUAGCGCCGCCGCUUCCUCCUCAUCGCGCUACCUUCUCUGCUUUCGUUUCAAAGGGAACGGCGAAGAAGAGUCCCAACAACGGCGUCGUCGCUGGUCAGUUUAGACUCCUGAAACGAGGCGAGGCAAUCCCUAAGAAGACCUCCGAUCUUGUUGUUGAGGCAAUCCCUAAGAAAGCCUCCGAUCUGGUUGUUGAGGCAAUCCCUAAGAAAGCCUCCGAUCUGAUUGUUGAGGCAAUCCAUAAGGAGACCUCCGAUCUGAUUGUCGAGGCAAUCGCAGAUCUGGUUGUGGAAAAGCCAGAUCUGGGAUCUACUCGCCGGAUUGGACCAGCUCCGGAUAUGAUUCCGAGUCAGAUCCGUUUCUCUAGCCGCAAAUCGAAGAAAGCCCCACUUUACGCUGGGCCUGUGACCAUGACCUCGCCGCCUCCGAGCGACGUCCCGCUUCCUGCUCGAAUUUUUAAUACGAAGACUACCAACGAUCUUACCAACGGUCUUAUCAAAUUGCUCUGCUUAGACAUCGCUUGA
Microthlaspi erraticum is the source of this 684-nucleotide messenger RNA. The record is from the annotation of a GenBank genome assembly. NCBI's taxonomy places the organism in Eukaryota, Viridiplantae, Streptophyta, Magnoliopsida, Brassicales, Brassicaceae.